AUGGAGGAAACAAGUCAUUCAUGUGCAAAUGAGGGGAAUAAAAGAAAAUCUAAAGUGUUUUGUGUCGCUGGAGGGCCAAAUAAAAAGUCCUGCACAAAUAGUGGUGAUACACCAGGCAUUAGUAUGCAUUGUUUUCCGACAGAUCCGUCUGUACGAAAGCAAUGGAUACGGUUUGUUCGAAGGCAUCGAUGUGAUUUCGACCCCACAAAAUAUUCGUCAAGAAUAUGGUUGUGUUCAGCGCAUUUUGAUGAGAGCUGCUUCUCAAAGCGUUUCGCAAACAAUCUUGAAGGCUUCGAUAACAGUAACACAAAGCGUUUCUUGAUACGCGGCUCAGUACCAACGGUUGAUGCUGUGAAAGGUGGAGAAGAUAGUAUCUCUGGAAAAGAGAAGAGACUU
Messenger RNA from Paramuricea clavata, 396 nucleotides. The record is from the annotation of a GenBank genome assembly. NCBI's taxonomy places the organism in Eukaryota, Metazoa, Cnidaria, Anthozoa, Malacalcyonacea, Plexauridae.